CUGCGACCCCUGCAAGUUAGAUUACACCGCCCACACGACUCCUCAGCCACUCCGGUUGCGUCUCCGGCUCGGAGGGUAUAAAAUACCCCGUGGUCCCCGGUUCGUCCUUAUUCUUGUCUCAACUCAUUCUCUGUGCCUAUGACGAACCGAAUGCGAAAAGGAAACCUGGCGUUGAAAUUGGCGAGAAGCUGUUUGGUUCAGCUGAACUGGCUGUUCAUUUGUACCUACCUCUUAUGCGGCCUGUUUCCCGCUGCACAGGCCGAGUACCUGAACCAUACCGACUAUCACCCGUCAGUGCGUGUUAGCUACCUUGACAGUGGCAAAUUUCGGCAGUUCGACUUCACUGGGAAUCGAGAUCAGUGGGGGCCUUUGACCGAGCACGCUAGCACACGUCACCAUGAGACCAACCCACCGACCAUCCGGAGUGAUCGCAGGGAGUCCUGGCGCGCUCUGGAAGGGGACAGCCCUCAACGAAGACUGGCGGAGCGGGUGACACCUAGUGGGCGUCGUGACGUAAGCGGUGAUACGUCCACCGAACGUCGGUUCGUCCGAGAUUCAAACCUGAUCAGGGACGCUAACUCUCGUUCCAACUUCAGGACCGACCGCCAGAGCGCGCGCGCAGUGCGGCUAGAAGAGCAACGGCAAAAAGUAAAUACCAGGGCUCGGAUUAAUCAAGGACGACUCUUGCAAGAACAGAUUCGCUCAGAUGAACGAAUUCAGGACGGGAAUCGACGAAGGACGUCGUCCCAAAGAGCUGCCGUUGAAAACCGACGGAGGGUCCAAAGUGACUCUCCCGCCCCCCGAAUCUCCUCGACGGAAAGGUUUGUGGAUCGACGAGAGCCAAGUCGAAAUACAGAGUCAUUUAACCGACUGCGGCAGUUCCGUGAACGAGCAUUUUCCGAAAGCAGACAGCCUAGUUCCUUCAGGAACCGGGCUGACGGAAUUUUGCACGAAGCUCGAAUUGCAACCAGGCAGAACUUAGUUGCAGCUCGACUUGUAGAAUCCUCAAUUCGAUCUGAUGAGAGGAGAGUUUCUACCGUGGUCUCUAGAGAAAGGGCUUCUUCCGAUCGCAGUGAAAGACGAGCUCUGGAUAGAGAGGCUAGGAGGAUCUCCCAUCGUAGAGAGAGCGCCUUCUUUGAUCGGGCUACUUCGCAACGAAUGGAUUCCCGUGGAGAGGUCUCUAAUCUUCGCGAGGGGGCUCGUGUUAAUGAGCGAGAGCGGCGAUUUGUCGAACGUGAAAUCGAGAAACGAGAAGUAUCAGUUCGUCGAGAGAGGAAUUUAAACGACAGGACCGAUCGAAGACGGUUCGACGAACGGAGAGAAUCAUCUGUUCGUCGAGAAAUUCAUGAACGAAUUUCGACCGACCGCUCCACUCGAGGAGAACUCGAUGAAAGGAGGGAUUUAUCAACUCGUGAAAUGUCUCGUUCAGCUCGAGGAUGGAUCGAUAAUCGAGGUGAAUCGUCCGCUCGUCGAGGUAAAAUUUCGACCCAUCGAUCAACUCGAGUAGGGAUCGAUAGACAAAUAGAAUCAUCUAGCCGAGAAAUGUCUCGUUCGGCAAAAAGAGAGCUUGAUGCACGGAGAGAACUAUCAACUCGAGAGAUACCUAGUUCAGCUCGAAGAGAGCUCGAUAAUCGAAGAGAAUUAUCUGCUCGUCGGGAGAGAAUUUCGACUGAUCGAUCAACUCAAAGAGAGAUCAAUGACCGACAAGAAUCUUCCAUUCGACGAGAAAGACUUUCGACUGAUCGGUCAACUCGAGUAGAACACAAUAGGCACAGAAGAUCAUCAAACCGGGAGAUAUCUCGUUCGACUCGUAGAAAGGUUGAUGAACGGAGAGAGUAUUCAGGCCGUCAAUCUCGAGAGACGGAUCGAUUAAUGCGAAGAGAGGCACGCAACCACAGAGAUGCACCCGUUCUUCGAGAAGCAUGUUUAAGUGAUCAAUCCGAUCGAGCAGGGUUUGACCAGAGACAAGAAAACACAGCUCAUCAUGGGAGAAUUUUAACGGACCGAUCCAACCUGAAAGAGUUCGCUAGACAAAUCAGUGACGACACGGACAACGCGUCCACUCGAAAAUGGAGAAGUCUCUCAAGUAAUGACAUUCGCAGGACAGUUCUUGCGGAUGAUAAUUUAAGACAGGAUCGUGCAGUUGAUCGCCGCCAUGUUACACGUGACGGUCAGUCUCGUGUUCAAAGGCUGGGAAGUCGGCGUGAAAACUUUAAGGAGAACGAGGGUCCCACUCGGGCUAUUCGAGUAACGAACUCUGGAAGAAGGGAUGAUUUUGAAGAGGAGACCACGCGUCAGUCUUUCGGAAAAGUUUUCGUGGACCGUAUGACCGAUUCACGACUAUCUGACCGACGAGUUGCUGAGCGUAGAGAUGUUAGGGACGUUGUCGACUCUGUGAAGUUAGCGAAUCGUCGAGUAGACAUCCGGGAUGAUGUCAACUCUCGCCGAGAGAUGUUGUCCUCUAAAUUUGCUCCAAGUAGGAGGAUUUUGGACGACCAGCUCUCUCAGACAAACACUCGGCGAGACAGUAGAAUGAACGGCGGGUACGCUAGUCGCAUCAUCGAAAAACGAGAACUCAGGGAGGCUCGUAUCUCUGUUCGUCGGGAGAGUGACACUCCUAACCGAGCCAACGAUUGGGAGAGCAGGCGUUCCGAAGAGAUCCCCUACAAAAAUACGAUUCGUCAAUUUGAGCGAAGAGAACUUUCACGUGAAGGAAUGAGCUUUGACAAAGUAACACGUAAUCCAAGUCCCAGCCGGGAAACUUUCCGAGCUGACCGCACCGACUCAGAAAUCCUCGCUCGACGCGAAUCCGUCAUGGAAAGGCGAGAAUCUAAUAUGAGAAUUGCCGAAAGACGAAGGUCGUUGGAUGAUUCUGCACUCGCCCGCGAAGGGCGAACUUCCCUGAGGAGAUUGAAUGAGCGAAGUGCUUCAGAAAGACGCGACUCAGUGAUGAAAAUACGGGCAACGAUGACAACCUCUGGCAGGCAGAAUUUCCGAACGAGGCGCGUUUCAUCCGUUAUAGUGGAAUCAGAGCGAUCGAUGGACACACGCCGGCGAAUGCAUGUGCUUCGUCUAGGCAGCAGUAUGUCCUUUGGCAGGCGGAUGGUUGCUCGUGAUACCACCGAUAGGAUCCGGAGAAUUGAACCUUCUGAAAGGAGAGAAAUAGUUCGUGAGGCUUCUGAAAGGUUACGCAGAAGUGAUCCCUCUGAAAGGAGAGAGAUAGCUCGUGAGGCUUCUGAAAGGUUGCGCAGAAGUGAACCCUCUGAAAGGAGAGAGAUAGCUCGUGGGGCUCCUGAAAGGUUACGCAGAAGUGAGCUCUCUGAAAGGAGAGAGAUAGCUCGUGGGGCUCCUGAAAGGUUACGCAGAAGUGAGCUCUCUGAAAGGAGAGAGAUAGCUCGUGAGGCUUCUCAAAGGUUGCGCAGAAGUGAGCCCUCUGAAAGGAGAGAAAUAGCUCGUGAAUCCUCUAGAAGGGGGCGAGAAAGUGAGCCAUCUGAAAGGAGAGAAAUAGUUCGUGAAUCUUCUGCAAGAAUGCGCCGAAGUGAACCCUCUUACCGAGGUGAGGUAAUUCGUGACGGUGCAGUGCGCAGAAGUGAGCCCUCUGAAAGGAGAGAGCUAGCUCGCGAGGCCGUAGAGCGGGUACAGAGAGUUGAUUCCUCACGAAGGAGAGAGAUAGCUCGUGAGGCUUCUGAAAAAAUGCGCAGAAGUAAACCCUCUGAAAGGAGAGAGAUUGCUCGUGAAUCUUCUGAAAAUGCCCGCGGAAAUGAUCUUACUCAAAGGAGAAAGGUAGCUCGCAAGGCUUCUGAGUCGAUGCGCCGAAGUGAGUCUUCAGAGAGAAGAGGAAUGUCUCGUGCAUCCGAAAAAUUGCGCAGAAAUGAGUCCUACCAAAGGCGAGAGGUCGCUCAUGAGGCUCCCGGAAGUUCUCUGGGGCACCAACGGCUACGAGUUAUAAGGUCAGAGCAUCUAGUGCGGCUCACAAGUCGAAUUACUAUGUCCCCCAAUCGGGAGAGGAUGAGUGGAUCGGAACGCAAUCGCAGUCAAAGGCGAGAAGUUUCUCGAGCAAAUGAGCGUCUCGAAACGGCACGAGGCAGUGCGGUGACCUUAAUUAGGAACCGCGACGCUAGGAGCACAAAAGUCACACCGAUUCGAGAGUCACAAACAUCCCGAGACUUCACUCCGACGAAGAGGACGGAGAUUAAUUCGAAACUCGCACAACUUCCCUAUCGGCUCAGCAUGAGCCGAAGAGAAAAGGCGUUCUCGGAAAAAUCAAAGGAUGAAGCCUCACGUCGCUCCUCAUUCGUCCUUGAUUCCGGCCGAGUCUCACGUCAAUAUUUGGCACCUGUUAACACGGAAAAAUACUUAACCGAAUCGGCCGCGCGUGAAGAGGUGGCUUCGCGCCGGGAUCGUGGGAACCGGGAGAAACGUGCUCAGUUACCCGUGAGAGAGGACUUAAGGCGGGGGCCAGGAUUACCCGCUUCUCGGAACUCUGACGUCGCGAGUUAUGACUCGAGGGUGCGAAGACAAGAGGGAAGGGAUUUCAGUGGGGUUUCCUUGUCCGGCAGGAGGCUGAGUCAACGAUUCGAGAAUCUCUUCGUCAAGGAAUCGAAGCAUGAUUUGAUGUCCGGAAUAAUGACAAGCAUCGGAGGAACCGUCUCAUUUGGCGUUGAGUUGGCAGCGAGUCCGGUCAAGAUGCUGUCAAAGAGUCUUGGCUUGUACGUUGCCGAUAAUUCGGCGCAUUUGGUAUCCUGCGUCAGCUGGCUCGUGACUCUGGCUCUCGUUGCAGUCACUAUUUUGGACCAGAAAACACUAGCAAAUAUCGGCUCAAAUUUACAGAAUCACUUACGUUUCGGGAUGUUUGCGGGAAUACGCCAAUUCGCAGCUUGCUUCCCAGGGAAUGGUUCUGGCUGGUCUCAAGCUUAACUAAUAUAUAUGUAUAUUUUUCUAUGUUGUUAGGUCUAAGAUUUUAUGUUGAUUCAUUUUCAAAUUAUAUGCAUUGUUUAAACAUUUUAAAACUUCACGAUGACAGACCAAGAAUUCUGCCUGUUUUAAAACCAGAUAAAUUAUUUUAAAUUGAUUUGUUGUGCUAACAUACAUAAAGUUAAUGUAGCUUUA
Molecule: messenger RNA, 5109 nt
Organism: Bemisia tabaci
Lineage: Eukaryota; Metazoa; Arthropoda; Insecta; Hemiptera; Aleyrodidae
Source: RefSeq, a predicted model, not a curated record